Molecule: messenger RNA, 732 nt
Organism: Giardia duodenalis
Lineage: Eukaryota; Fornicata; Diplomonadida; Hexamitidae
Product: Ribonuclease HI, large sub
Exons: 1
Coding region: 1-732 (243 amino acids)
Biological process (GO): DNA replication, removal of RNA primer; mismatch repair
Cellular component (GO): ribonuclease H2 complex
Molecular function (GO): RNA binding; RNA-DNA hybrid ribonuclease activity
Source: RefSeq, a predicted model, not a curated record
AUGAUAGUAGGGAUCGAUGAGGCUGGUCGUGGACCUGUGUGCGGACCACUAGUAUAUGGAAUUGCCUGGAUGCCAGCUGAGGUCUAUCAGACAGGGAUUUUAGAAAAGCUGGGAGUAACUGACUCCAAGGCACUCUCAGCAAAUACGCGUGAGCACAUUUACAACAGAUUGCAGGAUUUGCCGAAAGAGGAUUUUGGAUGCAACACUGCAAUAGUAUCAGCAGACCAGAUUAGCCGCGCAAUGCUGGCUCCCCACAAGACUUCACUUAACCUACUCUCAUUUGAGGCCGCCCGCUCCCUCCUUUACCAACUUUUCAUAUCUCAUGAGAUAGAGCACGUUUAUAUAGACUUGGUCGGCCCAGAAUCGCAAUAUGCAGCAUACAUACGCGAAUUGAUGCCCAGUAUAGCUCUGACAAUUUGCGCAAAGGCAGACGCGAAGUACCCUAUCACUGGUGCAGCCAGUAUCGUGGCUAAGGUUAUUAGAGACAGAAAUAUCAAGCCCCAGUGGGGCAGCGGAUAUCCAUCAGAUCCCAAGACGAAGAAGUACCUUGACAAGACUUGCCAUGGCAUUUAUGGCUUUCCAACACACAUUCGACAUUCUUGGGAGACUAUAAAAAGGAUCUAUGACACAGCAAGCAAGUGUGUUAAGUGUGUGUUCAUCGCAGACACCCCACUGGAGAAUGGUGCAGAUAUGCCUACUUUAGAAUCAUUGGGGAUAGCUACCGAUGCUUAG